Messenger RNA from Clarias gariepinus (North African catfish), 2201 nucleotides. It is a transcript of the gene zdhhc2, whose product is annotated as zinc finger DHHC-type palmitoyltransferase 2. Gene Ontology annotation, molecular function: protein-cysteine S-palmitoyltransferase activity. Gene Ontology annotation, biological process: peptidyl-L-cysteine S-palmitoylation; protein targeting to membrane. The record is from RefSeq and is a predicted model, not a curated record. The transcript has 13 exons. Lineage: Eukaryota; Metazoa; Chordata; Actinopteri; Siluriformes; Clariidae. The coding region runs from base 134 to 1231 and encodes 365 amino acids. Gene Ontology annotation, cellular component: endoplasmic reticulum; Golgi apparatus.
GCGAAAUGACUGUGUGCGGGGCUGAAGAAAGCGGGUGCGUAUCCGCUAUUUCCAAGCAUCUACUGUCCUGACGGAUCGAAAGAGCUCGGCGUGUUUGCUUUGGCAUGUUUGGGUCAGCGGACGGAGCUGAAACAUGGCGCCGUCGGGCUCGCGCAGCGCCAAGCGGAAGUGUCAGCGAGUAGUGCACUGGAUCCCCGUGCUGUUCGUGUGCGCGCUCGUGGCGUGGUCCUACUACGCGUAUGUGCUCCAGCUCUGCGUAGAAACAAUUGAAAACCUGGGAGAGAAAAUAGUCUACCUCAUGGCAUACCAUGUCUCCUUUAUCAUGUUUGUAUGGUCAUAUUGGCAAACCAUCUUCACCAAACCAAUGAACCCACUCAAAGAGUUCCACCUGUCACACACUGACAAAGAACUGCUGAAGCAGGAGGAUCGUGUUGAAUCUCAACAGGAGAUUCUAAGAAGAAUAGCCAAGGAUUUACCCAUAUCCACUCGCACCACGUCUGGAGCUAUUCGCUACUGUGAUCGGUGCCAUCUGGUGAAACCUGACCGAUGCCAUCACUGCUCAGUCUGUGAUAACUGCAUCUUGAAGAUGGAUCACCACUGUCCGUGGGUGAACAACUGUGUGGGCUUUUCCAACUACAAGUUUUUUACUCUUUUUCUCUCAUACUCUUUGCUGUACUGCCUCUUUAUCACUGCGACAGACCUGCAGUACUUUAUUCAGUUUUGGACUAAUGGCCUGCCAGACACUCAAGCCAAGUUCCAUAUUAUGUUCCUGUUCUUUGCUGCCUCCAUGUUCUCAGUCAGUCUGGCUUCACUGUUCGCCUAUCACUGCUGGCUAAUUUGCAAAAAUAGAUCUACCCUGGAGGUCUUCCGUGCACCUGCCUUCCUUCAUGGAGCUGACAAAAAUGGCUUCAGUCUUGGAGUAAGCAAGAACUUCUGCCAAGUCUUCGGCGAUGAAAAGAAGUAUUGGCUUCUGCCUGUUUUUUCCAGCCAAGGUGAUGGAUGCUCUUUCCCCACAUGUCUCGUGAACCCUGACCCAGAACAACCUGCCUCACCAUCUGGACAUGCUGUCAAAAGUGAUGGAGAAUCCCAUCAAUUUCCUGCUAAACCUCUGAGAGAAUCUCAAAGUCGACUGCUGAGCAAUGGGCAGACUUGGACUGAGGGUGAUGAGACUGAGCAACAAGCCAGAGAAGGAGCAAGCAAUCCAGCUAUGAUUAUAGAGAAAGAAACCUAGUCUGGUCACAGUGAUGACUUCUUUAAGGAAACAAGAUCCCUAUGUGGUCCUGUGUGUUUUCCAUAGAACUAACGAAGAAACUUCCUUGUACAACAGGGAGCCUUCUGCUGCAGGAAACAACCACUAUCCAGUGGGUUUCCAUGUAAUUUCUUAAGCAAGGUGCUUCUUAUUCAAAGCUUACUGUGCAGUGUUACCUGAUUGUCUGUAUUCAUUAGGACAGAUCCAGUCCUUUGUACAAUGUAUGGAGACUUUAUUUGCAUUCUGUGCCUAAAUACAGUACACAGAAAAAGGUGCACUCCUGAGUAACAUCAAAUAAUCAAGUGAUGAUUUACAGCUAAUGCCUUGUUUAUACCUUGUGACCGUGUUUGAGGCUAACUUUAAAAUGAAUUUGGGAUGGAAUUUUGUGUUUUUGUGCAUGCUGUGUGGUGCAUAUGUACGUCACUGAAAGUUACAAAGAACUUUUUUAAAAAUCUAGACACUUGUAACUAACAUGUAAACUUUUGUCACGAAUUGCUGACGAUAUGUAGCAAAGUAUUAUCAAAUAGUUAUUUUUUUUAUGCUUCAAUUGUUUGCAUGUUUCAGCAGACAUUUGUACUGUAUUUUUAAUGAUGUACACAUUAUGAUGUUAAACUGUUCCAUUGGCCCUGUAUAUCACUCAGUGUUCUAAAGCCAGUGAAUAGAGAAAAUACAUUGGAGGUCCGAAAUAUAACCUGAAAUGCAUUAGCUUCACACAUAUUGCAACACGAACACAAUCCAUUUGUGUGCAGGAUGAAUUUGUGAACAGAUCGUAAAUCCAAGUUACUUAGGAAAAUCAUGUACACAUGAAACCAAUGAAAUGCUUUAAGCACAGGGAAAAUGUUAGCUCUCUCGCCCCUUAGAUUAGUCAGUAUGUGAAUACCUUGAAACUUGUUUGCACUUUUUUGACAGUGUAAUCAACAGUGCAAUGCAUUAAGAAUAGAUUUAAAAUAUA